AUGGCUGACUCAAUCAACCCCCCUCUAUCCUACGAGGCAUCUGCCACGACCACUCACCCUCAUGAGGCAACUUGCUUGCCCUCGGAGGUCGUUGCCUGCCUGAAGAACUCCCGCUUCCUUCACCUGGCAACAUGCGAUGAGAAGCUCACUCCUCAUAUCUCCCUCAUGUCCUACACCUACCUGCCCUCCACCCCAUUCGAUCCCUACCCAACCAUCAUCAUGACCACCAACCCCGCAUCCCGCAAGACCAACCACCUUCUCUCGAACCCUCGUCUCUCCCUCCUAGUCCACGACUGGGUCUCCCACCGCCCACCAACCCGGGCGCCAAACCCUCAGGGUGGACGCGACGGAUCUCCCCCACCCGCCGCCACCCGCUCAUCACUGGCAAGCCUACUUCUCAACUUAAACACCAGUGCUCUCUCCAGCAUCUCCACUACUAUCACUGGGGAGGCGCGCUUCUUGGAGCCUGGCUCGGAAGAAGAGGCUUGGUGCAAGGAGCGCCAUCUGGAGAACAACACCUUUGAGGAGGAGGAAAUGACUCUGUUUGGACAGCAGCAGCGAGUGGAUCCGACCGUGCGUCGACCCAGUAUCUCGAUUGAUAGUGAUGUGCGCGUGGUUACGGUCCAGGUGCGCGAGGGCCGUAUUGCGGACUGGAAGGGUGGUGUCCGGGAUUGGAUCUUGCUUCCUCCAGCGGAUGCCCAGGAGGGCCUGGUUAAUGGGAUUUCUUCAUAA
Messenger RNA from Penicillium verhagenii, 732 nucleotides. Its product is annotated as pyridoxamine 5'-phosphate oxidase family protein. Gene Ontology annotation, cellular component: cytoplasm; nucleus. The transcript is spliced from 2 exons. NCBI's taxonomy places the organism in Eukaryota, Fungi, Ascomycota, Eurotiomycetes, Eurotiales, Aspergillaceae. The record is from RefSeq and is a predicted model, not a curated record. Bases 1 to 732 code for a protein of 243 amino acids.